AUGGCAUCGAACUUAGCUCCGAAGAAGAGUUCGAGCCGUCUUGCUGCAGGCAUGGCUACGGAUGGCCCAGGACCUGUCAUCAUGGAUAGCGCCGACACGAUUUCAAACGACCGUCACAAUAAAACAUCCCAGGACGAAAACCGCUCAGAGAACAAUAGGGGAGCUUGCGGGCCCUGCAAUAACACCAUUGAACCUAUUCACCCUAUUGACCAGAACAAUAGGCGCGGAAUUCAUCCUCCCAUGACUUAUUCUGCAAAAGUCAAUACUACCUCUCAUAUCACACCUGCAGAACCAAGUGACAUGCCUGCUUCCACACCCAAUCUAUCUCAAAAUCCUGGCUGGAACCAACCUGUCAAUUUCUACAACUCCAACACCUUCAUGCAAUUGCCAACUUACUAUCCAGAAGCAAGCAUGGAGUCCGUCGUCCCCUUCGAUCCAACCUCGGAACCCCCGUUUACAGACCGCGCAAAAGCCUAUCUGCCUCGAGGUCACGGUGUGAUCAAGAUUAAGAAUAUUCCCUAUGGCCUCACCAUGGCAGAAGUGCAGCAGUUCAUCUGCAAACACGUCCACGUCGAAGACCUACUCAAACCGCAUGAAGAGGGUUUCCCCAUCCACAUCAUCAUGGAACGUUCCACUGGCAAGACCAUGGACGCUUAUGUUGAAACGAUUACUCCAGUGAUCGCAGCUCAAGCAUGGGAACAUGGCUUCGGUCUUGCUCGCAUGCGCCAUCCAAAACUCGGACAACGUCAUGUCACGGUCGAGCUAAGCGACCAGGCCGAGUUGAUGAGAGAUCUCUUCCCAAGAGCUCGCUGUGUCGUCUGGGAUAAGGAAGAGCCCGGCGUUCCACAUGUCAUACACACGAACGAUAUCUACACCUCUGGUUUCAAAGGCUUCUUCACUUCCGAAGAGAUGAAUGGUGUGAUUCGGCAUGCCGAAUACCCACAACGUUCCCCGUUCGCCAUGCGUAGCUUUCAACGUACUUUCGAGAGCACCAUCAGUACUCUGUACAAGUUUCCUUGGUAUGCUGUCGAGUUGUAUACCUUGGAGCAGCGCGACACUCUCUUUAAGACGUACACUCGCCAACUGGAGAUUCUGAUUCUGAAGGUUGAUCCAGGCACUCAAAUCCCUCGUGAAGUUGGACUCGACAACAAGUUGCUGAUGGACUUCUUGUUUGCUGGUAUGAACUGCGCUGGCUUUUCAGAGAGACAGAAGGCUACGAUCGCCGAUGCAUCUCUUCGAGUUGGCCCCGGAAUGCGCAUCAGCAUUCAUGCCCGCAACUGGCCAUUUCAGACUCUCUCUUCCAAUCCACCCUUGCUAUCCGAUCAAGAUGUCGGUAUGUGGUUUGAAGUCUUGAACCUGGGUGUUGCUGCGUUUGAGCGAGAAGGUCAACCAUUCAUUGGCGUCCGACCGCACCUUGAAGUCAUCCGUGACAACAGUGGUUAUCCUUUGUUCACCUACACCGAGUCUGGAGCCAACAUCCCUCGCAAGACAUUUUCCCGCAUGGAAAGCAAGGUAUUGACCACUCUGAUGCGCAAGGGUUGGUCGAACUACAUGAGUCAGCUUGGCAUUGCUCCAGGCUACGGGCUCGAUCCCAAAGUGUUUGGAGAUGACAUGCUUGAGCCAGCAUACGAUGCCGAACAUGACAUCUUCAAGGAUGAUGAUGAAACUCAGGAUAAUGAUACCCGUGUUGAGUACACUGACGAAGAACGCCUUCAGGCGUACCAGAAAGUGUUGGCAGAUAUCAAGAGAGAGGAGGGUGCGAUGCUCAUGGGACAAAUCGAUCGCUUCGCCAGUCGUGGCUAUGCAAAUCCUGAUUCAGGCCUUGCUGAAGACAUGGCAGCUUUGGACUUUGGCUCUUCUCGACCCAUGCACCAAGCUGCGCUCAAUCCCGAGUCAACUAGUUUCACACCAGGAGCCCAGCACUCGAACAUGGGUGGCGUACGCCGAUUUGGUCCGGCCCAGAACAUCAACCCACCGUACUUGCUCAACCCAACCCAAGGCAUCCGUCCGCCACAGGGUACCAUGGGUCUCCAGAGUGCGAAUAGUGGUCCAGUUCUGGGCUUGGCUACUGCUCAUACCUCUAUGCGUCGCGAUGUCAGCAUGACCACUUCGAUGAGCGACCCUGAGGACGCACCCUUACCAGCUCGAGUCUAUCCUCCGCCACAUGCAGAUGGCAGUCCGCCUCUGAGAAGAAUCACGACGAGAGUGGAAAACAAGGUCAAAACAGAAUCAUCGAUGGACAGCCCUCAACACCGUAGUGUGGCUCCGCCUGUAAGCUUUUCCCCUUUGCCAAACUUGCCGCCAACUCCUGCAGGAAUGGUUCACCCACUACCUGACAAGCCACCUGCCGUUGUCAUGCCAUCAAUCGGUCGACCGAAUGACCGUAACAAGAACAAUGGCGUUGUAUCUGGGUUGACCUUCGGCGUUCGUUCAGAUAUCGGUCGCAAUGGAUCACAGACUCGAGGUGGAGCUUCCAGCCGCGGACAACGUCUACCUACGGGCAUCAGUGGUAUGGGCGUGGGACUAACUAUGGGUGCUGGAAUCUAUGGCUCAGGCGCUUCAUCUCGUCGAUCCAGCGAAGGCUGUGGUAAUCCAUUUGGCAAUUCAGCGCUUGCAGCUGUUACUCGCGGUCGAUCUCCUGGUCAAUUUGAUGCCUCCAGCCGUUCCAGCGCUUCGACCCCGACCUCGGGCAUGGGCCUUGGAAUGGCUCGCUUGUCGCCGAUCGGAACCGAUCCAAACGACCUCAUGGUCCAGUCCGACCCUCUACGUGCCGGAGCCAAUGUCCGCCCUCAGUCACAGCUAAACAUCACUGAUGCUAUCGAUGAGGAAGGUGAAGAACAUGAGGUGGCUGAGAACGGCCCAGGUCGCAUGUUUCACUGA
Exophiala spinifera is the source of this 2880-nucleotide messenger RNA. RefSeq lists its product as uncharacterized. The transcript has 4 exons. The record is from RefSeq and is a predicted model, not a curated record. Bases 1 to 2880 code for a protein of 959 amino acids. NCBI's taxonomy places the organism in Eukaryota, Fungi, Ascomycota, Eurotiomycetes, Chaetothyriales, Herpotrichiellaceae.